AUGGUUAAAUUAUAAUGUUAUACGUUUUAUUUUGAAACAUACGUUUUAUUUUGAAACAGGAAAUUUCCUUUAACAUGUCAGGUGACUUAUGAUCAGGAAGUGAAGGAAGAGCAUGGCUCAGAGCCGCUGUUUUCAGUAGUUUUCCAAUCCAGUUGUGUCUGUCUGCAUCUUAUGCCUUUUGACAGCAUCGUUGUUUUACUCUUUCUUACGUCAAUAAACCUGUGGACAACGGACAACUGUCUUCAGAGUCGUGAUGUCAAGAAGGAGUUUGUCUAACUGCUGAGGUGUAUCACAUUACAUAAAAUGACCCAAGUUUCAACUUUGUCUCUCACUCAGACAUGUCUCCCAGGGCAGAAAAAACAGCUUGGAAGCCAAACAGACAGCGAGAAGUCUCUGUUCACAAAACUGAGAUAUUUCCAAAAGCCAUCUCUGAUCCUAGGGAGCCCUCAACGAAAUUCGACGACUGUAACAAACUGUGUCCGAUCCAUAAAAAACCUCAUCCUCUACGCAAAUGCCGUGCAUUCAGAGAAAAGUCCAUCGAAGACUGGAAGACAUUCUUAAAAGAGAAUAACGUCUGUUUCAAGUGCUGUGCUUCAUCAUCACACAUUGCAAAGAACUGAACAUUUAAUGUUCGAUGUUAUGAAUGUAACAGUGAAAAACACCACACAGCGCUUCAUCCUGGAACUGCACCCUGGGUUGAAGGCACAUACUCGGCUCCAGAGCAUGGUGGGGAGCAGGAUAGCUCUCCACAACCCCAUGUCACCACCAAAUGUACAGAUGUCUGUGGCGGAGACGUGACGAACCAAUCCUGCUCUAAAGUAUCCCUCGUGAAAGUGUAUCCAGCCGGCCACGCUGACAAAGCAGUGAAGAUGUAUGUGAUUCUGGACGAACAGAGCAACAGAUCACUAGUUCGUUCACAGUUCUUCAAAGUCUUCAAUGACCAAAGUCCAAGUGCUCCUUACUCAUUGAAAACAUAUGCUGGAGUAAAGAAAGCGACAGGAAGGAGGGCCAGUGGCUACGUCGUGGAAUCUUUGGAUAAGACCGUCAGCAUCCCACUACCCAGCCUCAUAGAAUGUGAUGACAUUCCAAAUAACAGAGAUGAGAUUCCAACUCCCAAUGCAGCUUUUUAUCAAGCACACCUAAAGUCAGUUGCACACCUCAUCCCAGAUAUCGACCCACAGGCCCCAAUUAUGCUUCUCUUAGGUCGGGAUAUUAUCAGGGUCCAUAAGGUCCGCAAACAGGUCAAUGGCCCACACAACCUACCUUAUGCUCAGAAGUUGGAUCUGGGAUGGGUUAUCGUGGGAAAUGUAUGUUUAGGCCACGUUCACAAACCACCGACAGCGAGUGCCUUCUACACAAACACCACUGAACGGGGAGGCCCUACUCUCUUCGAACCGUGACCUAACGUGUUCCAUGUAAAGGAAAAGUCAGUGACAUCCAGGCCACAAAUCACCUCCAAUCACAUCCUGAGGAGAUAUCAAACUGUGAUGUUGACAGCCUAGGACAUAACAUAUUCAAGCAGACCAAAGAGGACAACAACAUGGCUCCGUCUAUCCAGGAAAUCUCCUUCAUGAAAAUAAUGAAAGAAGGACUAACAAAAGAUGUAAACAACAGUUGGGUAGCUCCAUUACCCUUUAAAUGUCCACGUCAACGGCUCCCCAAUAACAGGCCACAGGCAUUGAACCGUCGCUCAGGCGCAACUUUGAAAGGAAGCCUGAAAUGAGAGACCACUUUCUCAUUUUCAUGGACAAGAUGUUCAAGAAUGGUCACGCUGAGUUAGCCCCUCCUCCCAGUGAGGAUGAAGAACAGUGGUUCUUGCCAAUAUUUGGUGUGUACCAUCCAAGAAAACCAAAACAAAUACGAGUGGUCUUCGAUUCCAGUGCCCAGUACAACGGUGUGACGCUCAACAACGUAUUGUUGACUGGGCCUGAUCUGAACAACACGCUGCUCGGUGUACUGAUGCGCUUUAGAAAGGAAGCAAUUGCCUUUACAACGGACAUAGAACAGAUCUUCUAUUGUUUUUCAGUAAGGGAAGACGAUAGGGAACUUCCUACGUUUUCUAUGGUUCCAAGAUAACGACCCCUUCAAAGACAUUACAGAGUAUCGAAUGACGGUCCACGUCUUUGGAAAUAGUCCUUCACCCGCAGUAGCGAUUCAUGGACUGCACCAGUCUGUUCAGGUCAGGGAGCUCAACAUCGACCUUGACGUCCAACGCUUUGUGAUGCGUGACUUCUAUGUAGACGAUGGGUUGAAGUCCCUGCCCACAGUCGUAGCUGCGGUCAACCUGUUGAAAAAAACACAGGAUGUUCUCGCCAAAUCAAACCUAAGACUACACAAGAUCGCAGCAAACAAAAAGGAGGUCAUGGAGGCCUUUCCGGCCAAAGAUCGUGCAAAAGACCUUAAAGACCUGGAUCUCAGUGCAGAUACGCUGCCAAUGCAGCGUAGUCUUGGAAUCAAUUUGGACCUCCAGACCGACUGCUUCCACUUCAGCGUCUCUGAUGAGAUAAAACCCUACACUCUACGGGGUGUCUUGUCCACAAUCAACAGCCUCUAUGAUCCUCUAGGGUUUGUAGCGCCAGUCACAAUACAAGGCAAGGCAAUUCUGAGAGAACUCACAACUGAGAAAGGUGACUGGGACUCGUCUUUGCCCCAAGAAAUGGAGGAAGCAUGGACAUCUUGGAGAGCAUCUUUGAAAGAACUGUCCCAGCUUCUAUUCCCAGAGCCUACACUACAACUUCACCCACAGCAGCUGUCAGAAGGGAAUUGUGCGUCUUUUCUGACGCAUCCACGAAAGCCAUCUCCGCUGUGGCAUAUCUAAAAGUAACUGACUCUGCUGGAAAUAACCAUGUGGGAUUUGUAAUGGGCAAAGCCAAGCUGACCCCCCGUCCUGAGCAAACAAUUCCGAGACUGGAACUUUGCGCAGCAGUGCUUGGAGUGGAGUUAGCAGACCUAAUCCCGGCAGAACUAGACCUUCAGCUCGAUGCUACAACUUUCCACUCGGACAGCAAGGUAGUCCUUGGCUACAUUUCUAAUGAAACCAGGCGCUUUUUUGUAUAUGUGAGUAACCGGGUAUUACGUAUCCGAAGGUCCUCUCACCCAGAUCAAUGACGCUACGUGUCAACAGAACAGAACCCUGCGGACCACGCUACACGUUCUGUCGCUGCAGGCCGUUUGAACGACACAAACUGUCGUGGAGUGGACCUAAAUCUCUGUACACACCGGAGACAAAUGCCUCAGAGAGCACCUACGAGCUGGUGGACCCAGGUUCAGACCCAGACAUUCGCCCUCUGGUGUCCACUUUGAGUACUACAACAACAUCCAAGCAGCUUGGUUCUCAACGAUUCUCAAAGUUCUCAUCCUGGAAGUCUCUAACUCGGGCCAUUAUUCACCUCAUACACAUAGCCCGUCUUUUCAACAAGACCUUGAAGAACAGCCCUUGUAAGGGCUGGCAUCACUGCAAAACAGGCUACACUGUUGAGGAGUCUGAUCAAGUGUCACACAUCAUCAUUCAAGCAGUACAGGAGGAAGUCUACAGUCAAGAGAUCAAAUGUAUUCAAAAACAUGAGCAGAUCCCUAAAAGUAGUCCUCUCAAAAACAUGGAUCCUUUAAUUGAUGCACACUGCCUUCUCAGAGUCGGAGGCCGCCUCCACAAUGCAAACCUUGAUCAGAGAGAAAAGACUCCAGUGAUUAUUCCUGGCAAACAUCAGGUUGCAACCUUACUCAUCAAGCAUCACCACGAACAAAUUUAUCACCAAGGCCGUCUGUUUACAGAAGGGGCUAUCCGUAAAGCUGGCUUUUGGAUAGUUGGUGGCAAAAGAAAAGUGAGCAACAUCAUCCACCAGUGUAUUACCUGCAGAAGGCUUAGAGCCCCACUUACAAUUCAAAAGAUGGCCAGUCUCCAGCGGAUCGUCUUUCGACAGAACCUCCCUUUACGAAUGUCGGGCUUGAUGUGUUCGGCCCUUGGAGUGUUUCUUCACGUAGAACAAGAGGGGGCCAUUCACACAGCAAACGAUGGGCCGUAAUCUUCACGUGUAUGAGCAUACGAGCGGUCCAUAUUGAAUGUCCCUUUUGCUCCUACUGGAGAGUUUGGAGUUUCAGACCUCUACAAGCGCCAGUGGCGACAGGUCCAGCACCUGUCCAACACCUUUUAGGACAGAUGGCGAAAGCAAUUCCUCCCAACACUACAGGCGCGCAAGAAGUGGCAGUCCACUCAUCCGAACAUCAACCCAGGAAGUGUUGUUCUCCUCAAGGAUAGCCAAGUACCAAGAAAUGAAUGGCCUCUUGGACUGGUAACACAGACCUUCCCCAGCGAAGACGGGAAGGUGCGGAAGGUCGAGAUUAAGGUCACAGUGACUAAACUCUUUCUGUUUCUGAGAUAGUGCUUCUUCUCCUCCCAGAGGCUCAGUGAAGUGAACUGUUUAGGAUUUAUUGAGUGGCGUGUAAUCACGACAGACGGGGAGUGUUUUGUUACAAUGGUUAAAUUAUAAUGUUAUACGUUUUAUUUUGAAACAUACGUUUUAUUUUGAAACAGGAAAUUUCCUUUAACAUGUCAGGUGACUUAUGAUCAGGAAGUGAAGGAAGAGCAUGGCUCAGAGCCGCUGUUUUCAGUAGUUUUCCAAUCCAGUUGAGUCUGUCUGCAUCUUAUGCCUUUAGACAGCAUUGUUGGUAUGUAUUGAUUUGUUUUAUUGUCACUUAUGAUCGCAGAUGAUUAUUUUUGUGACAAUGUUUAGUUUGGGAAGUUUUAUGCACAAAGUCCAUCGAGUCAUUAUAGUUAAUGACUUCUCCGCUAUGACAGAAUAAAUAGUCGAUGAUAUGUUAAAAUACAGUGGUUUACAGGAACAUAGGUAAGUAAAUCAGCAGUAAAUUCAUAAAAAGUAGCGGUUAAACAAAGCAAUUAAUUUCAUUGAAGAAUCAGUAUAUUUACAUUGUGUGUAUGUGUAAGGUUAAAAGAAAGCAUUUUGUUUAUAUUCAUUAUGCCUUUUGUGUGUUUUAGUUUUACUCUUUCUUACGUCAAUAAACCUGUGGACAACGGACAA
Messenger RNA from Platichthys flesus (European flounder), 5036 nucleotides. RefSeq lists its product as uncharacterized. The transcript has 2 exons. Bases 3105 to 4022 code for a protein of 305 amino acids. Lineage: Eukaryota; Metazoa; Chordata; Actinopteri; Pleuronectiformes; Pleuronectidae. The record is from RefSeq and is a predicted model, not a curated record.